ACUUUCCCACCUUAAAUACUCUCAUCUCUCCUCCCUAAAAACAAAUCAUCUCAAAAAAAAAAAAAAAGAACUCUCAUCUCUCACUUUCCACUAUGCAAAAAAGCGCUUCAGCUUCUUCAUUAGGCGCAGGAGGCCUAGACCUGUCUCAGAUCUUCUUCAAACCAAUCCAAAACACAUCUCCGCCAUCACCCACCAAACGCCACACCAAAAUUUCUGUUAUUGGUACCGGCAAUGUAGGCAUGGCAAUAGCCCAAACAAUUUUGACGCAAGACUUAGCCGACGAGCUUGCCCUUGUUGAUGCCAUACCUGACAAGCUCCGCGGAGAAAUGCUUGAUCUCCAACAUGCUGCAGCUUUUUUACCCCGCACCAAAAUUCUUGCAUCCACUGAUUACUCUGUCACUGUUGGAUCUGAUCUUUGUAUUGUUACUGCUGGGGCUCGACAGAUUGCCGGGGAGUCGAGGUUGAAUUUGUUGCAGAGGAAUGUUACAAUGUUUCAGGGGAUUAUACCUCCGCUUGCUCGGUAUUCUCCUGACGCGAUCUUGAUGAUUGUGUCGAAUCCUGUUGACGUGUUGACUUAUGUGGCCUGGAAGUUGUCGGGGUUUCCUUCGAAUCGGGUUAUUGGAUCUGGUACCAAUUUGGAUAGCUCCAGGUUUCGGUUCUUGAUUGCUGAUCAUGUUGAUGUUAAUGCCCAGGAUGUACAGGCCUACAUUGUUGGUGAGCACGGGGAUAGUUCUGUGGCAUUAUGGUCUAGCAUAAGUGUAGGAGGAGUGCCCGUAUUGAGCUUCUUAGAGAAGCAGCAAAUACCCUAUGAGAAGGAUGCACUGGAGAAAAUCCACAAAGCAGUUGUAGAGAGUGCAUAUGAAGUGAUUAGUCUCAAAGGCUACACAUCUUGGGCAAUUGGGUACUCAGCUGCUAACUUGGCUCGGUCCAUUCUCAGAGACCAGAGGAAAAUCCACCCUGUUUCCGUUCUUGCAAAUGGGUUUUAUGGCAUUGGCGAUGGGGACGUGUUCUUGAGCUUGCCUGCACAGCUAGGUAGAGGAGGGGUUUUGGGGGUGACCAAUGUGCAUUUGACGGAUGAGGAGGCACAAAGGCUCAGGAACUCUGCUAAGACCAUCUCGGAGGUGCAAAACCAGUUGGGACUUUGAGGUCAAUGGACAUUUGUUCUAUUCGUUGCGCUUUGGAGUAAUUGCGAUGGUGAUAUUCGUCCUGUCACUCUUGCUAGAAGAACUUGGACUGUGGGAACUUAUGUUGCAAAAGCACGCUGGCUUUAAGACAUGCUUAGCCAACUGUACGGAUUGGAACUCUUUUUGGAAAAUCUGCAGCAUUCAUUUCAAACAAGCCUGGUUAGAGCAUCCAGAAGGAGAGAUGUUAUUUAGAA
Messenger RNA from Populus euphratica (Euphrates poplar), 1378 nucleotides. Its product is annotated as L-lactate dehydrogenase B-like. The transcript is spliced from 3 exons. Gene Ontology annotation, cellular component: cytoplasm. NCBI's taxonomy places the organism in Eukaryota, Viridiplantae, Streptophyta, Magnoliopsida, Malpighiales, Salicaceae. Gene Ontology annotation, molecular function: L-lactate dehydrogenase (NAD+) activity. Gene Ontology annotation, biological process: pyruvate metabolic process; lactate metabolic process. The record is from RefSeq and is a predicted model, not a curated record. Bases 93 to 1145 code for a protein of 350 amino acids.